AUGAGAAAGAUCGCAUUCGCGGCCGACGGCGUACAGGCCACGAACAUCACCGAUGAGACGGGGGUGACGAUCUUCACAGUCCGUGCUCCUUACGGAUUCGUGCAGAAGACGACCACGCUCCGAGACUCCACCAGCAACAUCGUCGGAGCAUGGGAGCGCAAUCAUGGCACAGACAGGAUCACGAUUCGAGAGAAGACGAUGACGCUAUCCCAGUGGAUGCCUCGGUUCGUCGCGCCCAACGGGCAGAGCUACACCUGGAAGCGGCGCGACGGGGCGUCCGCUCUCAAACUCGUCGACGACCCCAUAGGUUCGACGGUCGCGAGAGCACACCGUGCGUAUCAUGGGCUCCGGGCGUGCACGAUGUGCAUAUACCUUGACGAGGUGCUCUCUCCACCACUCGACGUGUUGCUUCUGCCGUUCGUUGACAACUCGGACGUUCGGCUCUCGUUGCGUAUGGGCUCUGCGUUCCCCACACCGGCGGCACGCCUUGCACCCGCGCCACGAGUGUCGUUCGAGGACGUGACCGUCGGACUGCCGAUGUCCUUAUAA
Molecule: messenger RNA, 549 nt
Organism: Epithele typhae
Lineage: Eukaryota; Fungi; Basidiomycota; Agaricomycetes; Polyporales; Epitheliaceae
Exons: 5
Coding region: 1-549 (182 amino acids)
Source: RefSeq, a predicted model, not a curated record